Messenger RNA from Carassius carassius (crucian carp), 1509 nucleotides. Its product is annotated as gastrula zinc finger protein XlCGF57.1-like. Gene Ontology annotation, cellular component: nucleus. The transcript is spliced from 3 exons. Bases 208 to 1509 code for a protein of 433 amino acids. The record is from RefSeq and is a predicted model, not a curated record. Lineage: Eukaryota; Metazoa; Chordata; Actinopteri; Cypriniformes; Cyprinidae.
UUUUCUUUAUGUAAAUAUCUAAGCACUCUCUGGAGUGUUGAUGAAGGAGUGCGUGAACAGGACUCUUAUUUUGAUGUGGAGGCAUGACGUCAUAAGGCUGCGGCGCGCUCCCGCGUCUGUUUCAGCUGGAGAAAGGACAAAGUGUCUAAACUCACAGAAAACCUCCUGCUGAAGCGACUGAGAUCCACGUGACACACGAUUAUAAAGAUGGAGAUUAUUAAAGAGGAAAGAGAAGAUAUUAAGAUUGAAGAAACAUUCAGCGUCAAACAUGAAGAUACUGAGGAACAAACAAAGAUAGAGUUUAUUAAAGAAGAGAGUGAAGAAACAUUCAGAGUAAAACAUGAAGAAAUUGAGGAAAAAACAGACCUGAUAGCACUGAAAGAGGAGAGUGAAGAACUGAAUGAAAUUGAAGAGAAAGAUCAUGAUUCCAUAAAUGGAGAAAAAUAUUUUAGUUGGUCACAGACUGAAAAGACUUCCUCAAGAAAAAUGGCUCAAAAGACAGGACUAAAUCAUUAUUUCAUCUGCGAACCGUGUGGAAGAAGUUUCAUUAAAAAAGAAAGCCUUAACAGACACAUGAGGGUUCACAUUGGAGAGAAGCCUCACACCUGCUCUCGGUGUAGAAAGAGUUUUGAUCAACAUGAAAACCUUGAAGUCCACAUGAGAACUCGUAGAAAGAAACUCUACAAGUGCUCUGAGUGUGGAAAGAGUUUCGGUCAAAAACGACACUUUGAAGGCCACAUGAGAAUUCACUCUGAAAAGCAAUUCUACACAUGCCCUCAGUGCGGAAAGAGUUUUAAUCAUAAAGGACGUUUUGAAGAUCACAUAAGAAUUCACACUGGAGAGAAGCUUUUCACCUGCCAACAAUGUGAAAGAAGUUUCAGCCAAAAAGGAAACCUUGACAGGCACAUGAGUGUUCACACUGGAGAAAAGCCUUACACCUGCCAACAGUGUGGAAGAGAUUUCAACCGCAAAGAAAACCUUAUCUCCCAUAUGAGUGUUCACACUAGAAAGAGUCUUUUCACCUGCCAACAGUGUAGAGUAAGUUUCACUCAAAAAGAAGGCUUUAACAGACACAUGAAAAUUCACAAUGUAGAGCAGCUUUACACAUGCGAACAGUGUGGAGAGAGUUUUGAUCAACAUGGAAACCUUGAAGUCCACAUGGAAACUCAUAGAGAGAAACCCUACACAUGCUUCGAGUGUGGAAAGAGUUUCUGUCAAAAACAACAGUUUGAAUACCACAUGACAAUUCACACUGGAGAGAAACCCUACACAUGCCCUCAGUGCGGAAAGAGUUUUAAUCAUAAACGACACUUGAAAGACCACAAAAUGAUUCACACUGGAGAGAAACCUUUCACCUGCCAAAAAUGUGGAAGAAGUUUCAACCAAAAAGGAAACCUUGACAGACACAUAAACCAACACACUGACGAGAAACCGUUUAUAUGUGGACACUGCGGAAAGAGUUGUAAAAAUAAAUCGGCAUUUACACACCAUAUGAGUUUUUACAUUUGA